This is a messenger RNA of Plodia interpunctella (Indianmeal moth), 2088 nucleotides long. Its product is annotated as MYCBP-associated protein-like. The record is from RefSeq and is a predicted model, not a curated record. NCBI's taxonomy places the organism in Eukaryota, Metazoa, Arthropoda, Insecta, Lepidoptera, Pyralidae. The transcript is spliced from 2 exons. The coding region runs from base 125 to 1954 and encodes 609 amino acids.
UGCAAAUUUACUAUUAUAUCCAAACUGUGAAUCAUUACGGAUAGAUAUUGUUACAUAAUUUACCAUUUUAUUUAUUUACCUAAUUGCUUAUAUUCCUAAGAAAGAUAAUUUUACUAAUAUUAAAAUGGAAGUAACAGCAGGAAUGAAAAAGAAGCUACAGGAGGAAAUAAAACUUGGAGUAAGUAAAGAAAUGAAAAAGCUAGAUUUGAAAAUCAAAUGUAAUACUCAACUGUUAGAUCCAGAUAGAGAUUUACUCUGUUGGGAAAAAUGGAUUCGUAUUAGAAAUGACGAAGCAAAAUAUUUAGCAUCGCGCACUCAAAGACCUGCAGUUGAUUUGACGAUGAAUUUAUUAGAAAAAGAACAUGAAGACAUAGAAAGAAAAACGGCUCUGGUAUAUGCACAAGUGCCUAAAAUACCUAAAAUUAGGGACAAUACCCCAUGGGAUCGACCAGAGAGAUUGUAUCAGUAUUGUGAUUGUGAACCAGUAUAUGAGCUGCAUAGAAAACCAGCUGAAAUGGGCUCUCCACCUGUGCUUGAACAUAUAGGAGUGCCCACAUACAUUCAAGUUGAAGAAAAGGGUUUAUUUGGAGAACCAACCAGAAAAUUAUGUACACAGCUUGAUGCUGAUUACAUAAAAUACAGGGAAAAGCGUGAACUUGAAUUGAAAAGGAAAAUUAAGAAAAUUGAUCCAUUUCGGUCCGAUAUUAGCGAGUUGAUGAUCAAAGGUAAAAAAGCUAUUCAACCGCCUCCUGUGAAGUUACCUCCAUUGCCUGAAAUUAAUAUAGAUUUGCCAGAAGUAGAAAAUGAUUUCGUCGAUAGUAUAUACGCUGUGAGGAUUAACAACACCGUAGUUUUGAAAGAUAUUCCUGGUCAAAACUUAUCACACCUGCGGAAAAUGCAAGAGCAACCUUGGCACGAACAUUGUCUCUCUUGGACAUAUUACUUUAACGUUCCUAUAAAAAGAGCUGGAAGAAGCAAGAUGUAUUUAGAAAAUCUGGGAACAACGACGUUACGAUAUUGUUGGAAAAGGAUAAGACGCCCAAUCCCAUUCAUGCCACUAGAUUUUUAUGUCCAAGUAUUCUUUUUUAACAAAAAUGAAGAUGUUUUAUCUCCCGGACAAAGUAAAGAAAUAUUUUUAACGUAUAUUUCUGAUCAACCCGGUAUUCACAGUGAGAUUUGGGAACUUAGUUUUUGCAAUAUUUGUUUCUUCGAUACAUUGUCGGCUAAAUUUAUUUUAAACUUGGUUGGAGAUGCUGUAGAAAAUAUAGAUAAAACGAUAAAAAAAACAGAAGCACUGAAACGGAAAAUAUGUAAAAAAGCUCUGUAUGAUAAUAUUAAAAAUAUAUUAGACGAAAUUGUUGCUAAGGCCACUGCUAUUGAGCCACAAAUAUAUCCAUAUAAGAAAUGGUUUUUGGAGGCUGAAAUGUUUCUGAUGAAGAACCCAGUUUGUUACUAUCACCAAACAGAAGUUAAGAAGAUGAAAGAUCUUUAUCUGGAAAUGGAACCUGGUGAAGAGUGGAACUUAUCGAUAGUGAAAUGGCGAGAAGCGAUGUUGAAAAAAAAUUUUGAAGAGAGAAUGAAAUACUAUGAAUUGCUGAGAAAAUCACAUUCGGAUUUAUUAAAACCAUGGUUAGAGGGAGACGAACUGUUGAAACAGAAGCACCAGGCUGUGGGUUGGUUGCUUGGGCAGUUGGCAGACAAGUUUGUUACUGUACAGGCAUAUAUUUAUGAUAGUUUGUAUCAAAGACGAGAAUCCCAAGUAAGCCAAAGCAGCGGUCCUAAAAGUAGUAGUCGAAUUCUCGACUCUGUGGAUUCUGAUAUCAGGGAUAUGGCAAGCGUCAUGUUCGUUACACAUAUGACCACGCACGUCGAAGCUGCUAUAGAAUCAAUUGCUGGAGUUUUGAGUAGCCUUGAUUUAAAUAGAUGGAUAGAAUUUGACUUUUGUCGUUUGUAGGUCAUUUAAAAAGUUAUACGCAUUUUGCCUAUCACAUUUGCCACAUCAAUAAACGGUUACUUUCAAAAUGUUCAAUUUUGAUUUGAAAAUAUCCAAAAAAAAUAAAUCGUGGUCAUUAAAUACAAAAUAUUAAU